This is a messenger RNA of Strongylocentrotus purpuratus (purple sea urchin), 4767 nucleotides long. It is a transcript of the gene hps1, whose product is annotated as Hermansky-Pudlak syndrome 1 protein. The transcript is spliced from 15 exons. Bases 125 to 2689 code for a protein of 854 amino acids. Gene Ontology annotation, cellular component: BLOC-3 complex. NCBI's taxonomy places the organism in Eukaryota, Metazoa, Echinodermata, Echinoidea, Camarodonta, Strongylocentrotidae. The record is from RefSeq and is a predicted model, not a curated record. Gene Ontology annotation, molecular function: guanyl-nucleotide exchange factor activity. Gene Ontology annotation, biological process: vesicle-mediated transport.
UUUGUUUUGUUUAAAGGGGUACACAUCAACAAAGCCCUAGAUCUAUGCUAUUCUAGAUCUAAGUUAGGUCUAUACCGUCUGAAUUUCUGUAUUUUGAAAACUUGAUGUCUAAAGAGACCCGAGGAUGAAGUGUCUACUGGUAGUCCGCAAUCCUAGCAUGCCAGACAUUGUCUUCAUGUGGAAUGAUUGUGAGUUCAAGAAACACCUAGCAAAAUCUGCCUUUGACAGAGGCCUAACAGAGCCUGAUGAGAUCCUUGGAGACCUAGACUUCAGCGUAGUGACCCAGUACUUCUCCCCCAUCAUAGCAUCUCAUGGGCUGCUCUCAUCGGAGAUGAACUGUCCAUACUCCAGCAUCACCUGUAAUAAUGAUUUCAUCUUUGUCAUGAAACAAUUUGGCCAGCACCUGUACAUUACAGUCAAUGGAGACGGAGAGGAAACGGAACAAUUCCUUCACAAAAAGCUGCUGGUCUUUCAUCGGAUUAUUCAGUUCUUCUUUGGUGCAUCAACAGAGCAGUUACGAAAGGAUAGUCCGAGUCAGAGAGAUGCAUUAUGGGAUACCUUAGGCUCCAUCUUGGACAGUUGGUGUGAGCUGUACCACAGGGAACAAUCUUUUCUCCUGGAGGCUGUAGAGACUCUAGAGGUCAACCAAACCCUGAAUGAACUCUGCAUCGGUCUCCUGGAAUCCGUCCUGCUCAAGUUCAGGUCAGCUGGAGACAAGAAUGCAGUCCAUGCCAUGUUGAUCACAGGAGCUAAGCUAUUGGCAUUAUAUUCAAGUCGCAAUGCAGCCGAGCUCCACCCAUCCGAUGUCCUCCUGAUCAUCAAUCUAGCCCGGUCACUCUACCCCGCCCCCAAGGGCCCACUACAGGAGAUGCAGGACGAGGCCCCGUCUCAGAGAGGAGGAGGGGGAGGAGGAGGAGGGGGAGGAGGAGGAGGAGGAUCAGACUGGGAGAACAGGCAGUCAGGGGUCUUCAGCGAUGGGGAGUUUCUGAGUGCUGGAGAGGGAGGAGGGUCAGAUGGGUCCCAAUACUACAGUCCAGCCAACACGCAUGAAGACCGUAGCCCUCUACCAUCGGAUGACCCAGAGGAAGACAAAUCAGAUGUCGGUACCAACCCUCCCCAAACUGAGUGUCAGCGAACAUCAGAGGGAGAGCAGCAAGGGGCAACAAUUUCCACAAGGUUGAAGGGGUCAGGUGAAGGUCAGAAGUCAGAGGACAUGAGUACAUCGGGGGAUUCUCACAUGGAGAGUUGGUGCGACCUUGCGGGGGGUCAUGGGGCGGACACGGCCAGCAUACCCUCCGUCGACCACACCCCAGGUGGGCGUGUCCCUGAACCCCCAAGCUCCAAAACCAUCUGGUAUACUCCAAUUGAAGGACCGAAACCUCGUGAUGCAGACACCAGUAGCACAUCGACCCUCAACUCCGAUCACCCGUCAACUCCGAUCAAAUCAGCCACAUCAACCCAAAACAGCACCCCAGGCAAUCAGCCUCAGAUGGCAUCCUCCUCAUCCUCUUCCCAGGCCUCUGCAAGCCGCCACUCCACUACAUCUCCAUCUCCAAGGGCGACCAGGAGGAGUAGAAGAGAGAAGAGAGGAGGAGGGACACUGGAAGAUGCUGCUCAGAUGACAGUAUUCCUUCAACAAUCUUGCCCAUGUAGCCCGCACGUUCUUCAUGUUGUGCGACUCUUACCAAGCAUCAUCUUGGUAGUGGUAACAGAGGUCAACAAUCAGGUCGCGACCUGGGUCAGUCACUGCUUGAAGCGUCUGAGUGACCUCUUGAAUGCCAUCUCUAGGACGGAGACCAGUGAGGCACUCCAUAGACAGAGCAGCGUUGGUAAACUGGAUGCGGAUCUCAAGCAGCUUGGCAAUGCCGUCAAGAAAUCAAGGAUCCAAGGUGUUCAGCAGGUUCACACAGAACUGAUCAAGCAGUGGAUGAUCGCUAAGGGGUGUGGCUUGACAACAAACCAAGGCUCCAGCGCUAAUAUGCCACCAAGACUGGAAUCCAUUCUCUCCGAAAUGAACAAGACCCUCAAGAGCAUCUUCACGCGCUGCUACAUCCUGCGCAACGCCCCCCUGGUGCGCGCCCCCUCCCGCUACCUACCGGUCAUCGGGGAUGUGCGUGUAUCCCUCAUAGAAUCACUGACCCUUUACCACGACUACCUAGCGGUGCGGGCUGAGCGCAACAUCACCAUGACCAACUACCUGGAGGACUUUCCCGGCCUGGUGCACUUCGUCCAUGUGAACAGGACUACGGAUCAGGUGUUGGCGCCCUCUAUCAAUUUCAGCUGUGAAUCGGAGCAUGUGGGUGGCCAGAAGAAGCUUCUCCAAGAGAAGGUUUGGGACAUGGUGGAACAGUGUCAUGAGAAACUGCAGCAAGGCUAUGUGAUGGAAACAGUUCGAGAGGGAGACUUCACACUCUCCUAUCUCCUAUACUUUGAAGACCCAAGCGGUCUCCUCGUGUUCAACAGAGGACUCCCCAGAAACACGAGGAGUCCGAUACCUGGUAUACUAGCCGGAAAGUAUUUCAGAGAAGUUGUGAGCCAUGCCUUUCCUGGGUUGUCUGGGGUGACGUGCUAUGAGCUGUUCUGCAUCCAUCUCUCGGUGGUGCCCUCACCGAUGAUAGCCAAUCACGUCCGUAGGUUGAGGAUCAUGCUCCGGUCGGGGGAUGCAAUCACUCCAGUUAAUCUCCUCUAAGACAGCUAUGAUGUCUACAGCGUUGUAGCCCUCACCAAUGAUAGCCAACCAUGUCCGUAGGUGAAGGAUCAUGCUCCGUUCGGGGGAUGCAAUCACUCCAGUUAAUCUCCUCUAAGACAGCUAUGAUGUCUACAGCCAAUCAUGUCCGUAGGUUGAGGAUCAUGAUCUGUUCGGGGGAUGCAAUCACUCCAGUUAAUCUCCUCUAAGACAGCUAUGAUGUCUACAGCCAAUCAUGUCCGUAGGUUGAGGAUCAUGAUGUGUUCGGGGGAUGCAAUCACUCCAGUUAAUCUCCUUUAAGACAGCUAUGAAGUCUACAGCCAAUCAUGUCCAUGGGUUGAGGAUCAUGCUCCGUUCGGGCGAUGCAAUCACUCCAGUUAAUCUCUUCUAAGACAGCUAUGAAGUCUACAGCCAAUAAUGUCCGUAGGUUGAGGAUCAUGCUGCGUUCGGGGGAUGCAAUCACUCCACUUAAUCUCCUGUAAGACAGCUAUGAAGUCUACAGCCAAUCACGUCUGUAGGUUGAGGAUCAUGCUGCGUUCGUGGGAUGCAAUCACUCCAGUUAAUCUCCUGUAAGACAGCUAUGAAGUCUACAGCCAAUCACGUCUGUAGGUUGAGGAUCGUGCUGCGUUCGGGGGAUGCAAUCACUCCAGUUAAUCUCCUCUAAGACAGCUAUGAUGUCUUCAGCGCUGUAAAGAUAUUACCCUGGGCCCUGUUUCAUGAAACUUGAUAUCAAUAACAAGUUACAAGCUACUGUUAUAAGCUACUGAAAUCAUGGCAUCUGAUUGGCUGAGAGCAAAUUUGUCUUAGAAUUUUAGCAGUUGUUAUAGAUAACAAGUUUUAUGAAACGGACCCCAGGACAUUCGACUCAGCUUGGUGUAACACACAUGGUACAUGUAUGCACUUUCUCCGUUCAGUAAAGAGUAUUCUAGCACUUUUUUUAAAGAGAUACUCACAAUGCCGAACAGACCACGUGACUCAAAUCCAACCUGGUAAUCAUUGAACACCUGGGCGAAGGUACCAUGCCAUCAUCAAUAAUGAUCUGUCAGUUUAUGACAGGUUCAGUGACCCAGUCAGAAUUCUACAUCAAGUGUCUCUCCAAGUACCUCGGUCUUCAGCGUAUUCUGUUAUUCAUAUUCUGUUGCUCCACAUUCUGUGAUUAAAUCAUCUAGAAAGUCUUUACGAUGUCUACCCCUCAUCUUCUUUCCAUGUAGACGACCUUCUAUGACUCAGGGCCAGUAUUCAGUUCAACACUUAGAAUAAGUAAGAAAUACUAACUAUAAGUAAGAAUAACUAAGUAAAUGGCUAAGCUAAAUAGUUUACUUAUCUCGUAUUCAAAUCGCAUUUUUAGACUUUUACUUACUGAGACAAAAUCUCAGUAAAAUACUUACUGAUAAGCAUUGGUGGCAUCACACAGUCAAUCAAAAGUAAUGCAGAUUGAUGCGUCACAAUAAAUGUGCGCUAAUAUAAUUGUGAGCAGGUUAUAAUACUGCGUAAGAAAACCAUAUGCCUGCCAAUCAAGGCCUCCAGAUAAUUGGCUUAAGUCUGGUAGGGAGCUGUCUUAAAUUUAGGGUUAAAUACUAAGCCAAAAAGUUUGAAUUUAGUACCAAAAUUGGCUAAGUAUUUUAUCUAAGCCAAAUACUAAGUACUUAAGUAUUGAAUAGAAUACAGGUCCUGAUGAUCAAUGACAUGACUCGUAUACUCGGUCAAGUGUUUAAAAAAAAACUUACCAAGGGAUUUAGUUCCAUGAGGUAGCAAUAUGUUGGAAUUAGGUAGGACUAUAGAGGCCUGGAUAAGCUAGAGCUUAGAAAAUAAUACUCUCAGUGCAAAAUCAGUGCAACUUGUGAAAUUAAUCUAUCUAUAUGCGGAGGUGACGUGAUGUGCUAAACAAAUAAAGUGGAACAGAUGCAUGAGUUUGUUUUGCUCUAAAUGUUUGGUGUUUCUUGCCACUAUACACUUAUCAAAUAUUAGCCUUACAUGCAACUUUCACAUUAGUUCAUAUUGAUGCAGAGUUGAGCGUGGGGGUCAUCCAAAGUUCUCUUGCUUUGAUUGUUUAGAACCAGAACAAAUGUGCACAAGCGUAC